AUGCCGACCCAAGCACAACAGUGCUUCCGCUACGCUCGCAGUUCUGCCCUUGACGACACGAAUACAUUCUACUCGUGGGCAUGCGGAACAGCUUCAGACGACAUUCUCGUGCUUGGGACAUCAACAGUUGAAGGAGAAGUUCUGACCGCGGGAUCUGGCACCACGGGUAUUGAUGAUUUCCUGCGAUCGAUCACUAGUGGACUCCAGCCCACCGCCGGCAGCAAAACCCCAGCGGCCGGUGGUAGUGGAGGUAGUGGUGGCAGCAGCAGUAACCCGAUCAGUACCACUGCAAUUGCUCUCAUAACGGUGGCUGGUAUUGCUGUACUUGUCAUCGCUCUGCUACUUGGAUAUUUCUGCUGGUACCGACCGCGCCACCAGAGAAACAACGACGUUGUUCAACACAACCAGCCCUCUCAGCUACCAUACGAGCCGACUGUUACUCAAGGACCUCGUACGGAAAUUAUACCAUCAUAUGGCGGAUCUCGGGAUGAGAUCAUGGCUAAAUGGAGCGGCCUGACGCCUCCCGGAGCACAUCCGAAUGUGCCGCCAUCUGAGGCUCCUAGCGAUAGUGACUACUCUGGGCCCACUGCGAGUGAGAUGCCACGGCCGAUGUCCACAGUGCACGAAUCCGGCAGCACCUUUGGUCACAGAUUUUAUGACCAUUAG
Molecule: messenger RNA, 666 nt
Organism: Alternaria infectoria
Lineage: Eukaryota; Fungi; Ascomycota; Dothideomycetes; Pleosporales; Pleosporaceae
Exons: 2
Coding region: 1-666 (221 amino acids)
Source: RefSeq, a predicted model, not a curated record